UAAAGCAGUUAUAUACCCCUUAUGGUUUCCAUAAAUGGUGUUUUGCUACUGAAGUCUCUUACUGUAUUGUGGAACUGGAGUUUCGUUGCUGGAAGGAUUUCUGUCUGCCAUGAAUGAGAUCAUGUGGAAUGUAUUUCCUGUUUGGAUCACGAAAUGACCUAGAGGCCUUACAGAUUCAUUUCCGCUCUGUCGCUUCGGACUACAGUCGUGGGGGGAGCUCGGUCUGGAAGCAGCACGUUUCCCCCGUGUCACUCAUAACUACCUCAGCCAAUAGGGAAGGGAGGAGGAGCCCAAGCGAAAACGAAGUCCCGGCAGAUUCUGAGGGCUGUUCCACACUCCGCACAACGCGAGCACUGCAUGGAUAGGAUCCAUCAUCCCCGAACACACAGACGCACCACCGAAGGCUGAAGGAAGUGCCAGGGCACUGCAAUUGCUCCUUUUCCCCUCUUUUAUUAAUGUCAUGUCUGCUGUUGACCAGUGUCACGUUUUCCUAAACUUCUUUGUUUUAGCUUUAAGCUUUUGAAGAUUGAUAUUUUUAUUAGAAGUGUACCUACAUAUAGAUAUAUUUACACCCAUACAAAAGGAGGAUUUUCGUUCCUCUGUUUGAAGAAAAAUACUUGUGCACUUUGAGAUUUCCCCCGGAUUGAAGCUACCAGCCACUAAGAAUGAUAGCCAAUCAGAGGCUGCGCUGCCCAGGUGCUGGAACACUCACUGUAACUGCGUAUCCCUCCGCCGCCCGUCACUAAAGCCGCGCGCAGAUCAGUGCCCCGGCGCCUGAGAACACCCUCAGUUCGACUGUUAAAUGGGACCCGCAGCAGCGCUGCUUAGAGAACUCAAACCCAGUCAGCAAGUGGACACGCCCUGUCAAACCUUUAGAAAUGCCUUUUAGACAGAUCAUACCCGUUAGCUGUCUGUAUACCUGACUUAUAGAGCUCUGAGUUUGGGGAGAGUCUUGUCACUGUGAGGUCGGGCGGUCGAUUAAACGAGAGGUAGGUCAGCACGCAGGCCAUUCCCCAGACAGUCCAAUACUUAUGUAUUGUUGCAGUGCGCAGGAAAGUAAAAUGGACUACAAGCGGCGCUUUUUGCUUGGCGGGCCCAAGCAGAAAGUGCAGCAGCACCAGCAGUACCCCGUGCCCGAGCUGGGCCGGACCCUCAGCGCCCCCCUGGGCCCCUCCUGCUCCGCCCCAACCUCCAUGGGGGCCGGCGGCGGGUCGCCCGGCAACUGCGGCCACGCCCCGCCGGCCGGCGGCAGCGCCAUCGCGGACAUCCAGCAGGGCAUCUCCAAGUACCUGGACGCGCUGAACGCGUUCUGCAGGGCCAGCGCCUUCCUCACCGACCUCUUCAGCACCGUGUUCAGGAACUCGCAGUACUCCAAAGCAGCUAUGCAACUGAAGGACGUGCAGGAACACGUCAUGGAGGCGGCCGGCCGGCUGACGGCCGCCAUCAAGCCCGAGAUCGCCAAGAUGCUGAUGGAGCUGAGCGCCGGGGCCGCCAACUUCAAAGACCAGAACGACUUCAGCCUGCAGGACGUGGAGGUCCUGGGCCGCUGUUUCCUGACGGUGAUGCAGGUGCACUUCCAGUUCCUGUCCCAAGCCCUGCAGAAGGUGCAGCCCGUGGCGCAGUCCUGCCUGGCUGAGGCCCUGGCCCAGGCCCAGGAGCGCCGUAGCUCCGGCCUGCCCCACGGCUCCGCCGCCGGGCCCCUGGUGGAGCUGGAGGAGGCCACCAGGUCAUGGAAGGGCGCAGCUGAGGCCACCUCUCGGCUGAGGGAGAGGGGCAGAGACGGCAGCCUGGCCGGGAUCGAGGUCCAGCAGCUCUUCUGCUCCCACAACACCACCAUCCCCGAGAGCCAGCUGAAGGAGCUCAACAUGAAGACAGACAACGCCUUACAGGCUUAUAAAGUAGCUCUGGAGAGUCAGGGCCACAGCGAGUACACCCUGAAGGCUGGCUUCCACCUUAAUCCCAAAGCUGUUGAGGCGUCUCUGCAGGGUUGCUGUAGCGACGCGGAGGCCCAGCAGGCCGGCCGCAUGCAGACCCCCUCUCAGCCCAUACAGUGUGAGCUGCCCACCAUCCCCCUGCAGAUCUGCUCUCACUUCCUCAAGGGCGUGUCCUUCAGCGAGUCUGCGGCCGACAACCUCAAGCUCAAAACGCACACGAUGCUCCAGCUCAUUAAAGAGGCAGCUGAGCGGAACGGAGUGGCCCUGCGAGACGACUCCCCCGUCACCGACGUCCUCAACCAGGUGUGUCCCUCCAGCUGGAGAGGAGCCUGCAAGACCGCCGUGCAGCUGCUGUUCGGCCAGGCGGGACUGGUGGUGGUUGACACUGCUCAGAUUGAAAACAAAGAGGCCUACGCCCCACAGAUCACCCUGGAGGGGUCCAGAAUUGUGGUCCAAGUCCCCUCAACAUGGUGUCUAAAGGAGGACCCAGCCACGAUGUCCCUGCUGCAGCGCAGUCUGGACCCAGAGAAGACCCUGGGCCUGGUGGACGUGCUGUACACUGCUGUGUACGACCUGAACCGCUGGAGGGAAUGCAGGGAGCAGACCCUGCCCACCAUCCAGGCGCAGCUGCAGAGGGAGAGCUCGGACUUCAGCCCGCAGGCAGAGCUGCCCCCCGGCAGCGGGGCCAAGUCCUCCGGAGGCCUGCCCAAGACCAUCUCCAAGCUCACCUCCAAGUUCACCAAGAAGGGCUCCUCCAGCGGCGGGGGCGGGGGCAGUUACUCCAUCCCCAGCACGCCCUCCCGCAGCGGGCCCGACGACAAGGCCAAGGCCGCAGACGGCAGGCUCCAGGGCAUCCUCCACAUGAGCAGCCUGCCCUGCACCCCCGACCCGGGCCAGUCCCCCCAGAGCCUGGCCGCCCAGCUGGCCAACGGGUGCCUGGCGGACGACAAGGCCAAGAACCUGCCCACAGACCAGGAGAUGCAGGACGUCAUCGACUUUCUCUCAGGGUUCAACAUGGGCAAGUCCCAGCAGGCCUCCCCCCUGGUCAAGAGGAGGAACUCGGUGGCGUCCGCCAACGCGUCCGAGCUGAAGACGCCCCCUGGAGCGCCCCCGUCGACACAGGCCGCGGCCCAUAAUGCCCUGCAGCCCCCUGCCCCGGUCCUGCCGCCACCCCAGCCCCAACCCCAACCGCAACCGCAACCGCAGCCGCACCCAGCCCAGAAACCGCCACAGCCCCACCCCCCUUCCCAGCAGGCCCUGCAGUACUAUCAGCACCUACUGCAGCCCAUUGGUCAACAGCAGCAGCAGCAGCAGCAGACCUCUCCCCAGCACCCUCCCCAACACCCCCCUCAGCACCCCCCUCAGCACCCCCCCCAGCAGCAGCAGCAGCAGCAGCAGCGUGUGCCCACCAAGUGGCCCUCCAGCUCCGCCCAGCACCCCCCACAGGGCCCUCCUCCCUCGGGGCUCUCCCCCAUCGGGCAGCUGGGGCAGUGGGGCGCGCCCGGCCUCCCGGACCUCAGCUCCGACCUGUACAGCCUGGGUCUGGUGAGCACCUACAUGGACAGCAUGAUGUCCGAGAUGCUGGGCCACAAGCCCACGGGCCCCCGGAACAACACCUGGCCCAACCGCGACCAGAACGAGGCGGCCUUCGGCGCCCUGGGAGAUGUGCUUCCGUUCGACCCAGCCGUGGGCUCCGACCCGGAGUUCGCCCGGUAUGUGGCCGGGGUGAACCAGGCCAUGCAGCAGAAACGACAAGCGCAGCACGUCCGUCACCCCAGCAACGCGCGCAGCAACUGGCCAAUCACUGACGAGUCACACAGGAGCUGGCCCCACCCAGAGUACUACACUGAAGGGGAUGCCAUGAGCAGCAGCUGGUCAGCCAAUCAAGGGGACUCAGCCAGCUCGAGUGACGAGACCUCUUCAGCCAAUGGGGACAGUCUCUUCUCCAUGUUCUCAGGACCCGACCUUGUAGCAGCUGUCAAACAGAGAAGAAAACACAGCUGUGGGGAGCAGGAGGCUUUCACCCUUCCCUCUCCCCCCCUCCAUCACACCGGGGAGGACAGCAGCCAGGACUGCAAAAUGAAAACCUGGCCUCCAAAGGCUCCGUGGCAGCACUCCUCCCCCCACACCAACACCCUGCCCAACGUCAGCUCUUCCUUGUACCAGAUGCCCAUCCCCUCCAGCCAGUGGAGCGACUCCAUGCAGAUGCUGCAGUCGCCGGUGUGGUCCACGGCCGGGGACUGCCCCCCCUCCGCGGGGAUCUCGUCCGGCUUCCCGUACGGGCAGACGCAGCCCCCGCAGACGCAGCCGGCCUCCCAGCACAAAGCCGUCGGCAAGGGCUUCAAACCCUCCUUCCCCCUCAAACCCGAGCACAGGCCCUCCUACCUGCACCAGUACUGAGUCCGAGCUACGUGCGGGAGCUCCCGCCGCCAUGACGACUCUGUGCGUUGCCUGGGGUGUAUAUAGGCCUGUCCGAUACUCGUAGCUGUGUGUGUGUGUGUGUGUGUGUGUGCGUGCGUGUGUGUGCGCGCGUGUGUGUGUUUACUGUAGAGCGAGCCGCGGCCAUUAGUUAUAAGCUGCUCCAUUCUUGAAUCCAAAACGUGUGAA
This is a messenger RNA of Conger conger (European conger), 4541 nucleotides long. Its product is annotated as granule associated Rac and RHOG effector protein 1-like. The coding region runs from base 1032 to 4334 and encodes 1100 amino acids. Gene Ontology annotation, molecular function: CCR4-NOT complex binding. Lineage: Eukaryota; Metazoa; Chordata; Actinopteri; Anguilliformes; Congridae. The transcript is spliced from 14 exons. The record is from RefSeq and is a predicted model, not a curated record. Gene Ontology annotation, biological process: Rac protein signal transduction.